UCGGAAUUUCAGUACAAAAAAUCAGCAUGGCGGACGAUGUGGACGAAAUCGAGAAGAAAGACGAAGAACAGGCAGAGAAAGAACAUUUCAUCAGAAUUCUCAACGCCUUCAAGUUUUAUAGAAGUCACUCCAUGCGGCGAGUUUACACGGCAGAAAAGUCUUUCAAUGGUCUUCCCCAGCAUCAUCAGGAAUUUAUCCCACAAUUCCUGGACAAUCUAAAAACUAUACAAACGUGCAUCACCCAUAAUUAUGAAAUAAUUCGCCUUAUUAUUAAAGAUGCCGAAUGUAUGUUUGAGAACAAAACACAUGAAGCUGAUGACAAGCCAGAAGAAAACCUCAAGCAAAUGCCCCCCACCAACUUUGACAUGGACAAGGUCAAGACGACCUUAAAGCAGAUUGUAAGAGACUGGAGCUCAACAGGGGAAGAGGAGAGAAAGAUGUGUUAUGACCCAGUUAUAGCUGAGGUCAAGGACAUAUUUGCUGACAGAGAUCCUUCAACAGUGGGGAUUCUAGUGCCAGGAGCAGGACUUGGUAGACUGGCCUUCGAGUUUGCCAAGAGUGGAUAUCGGUGUCAGGGAAACGAAUGGAGUCUUUUUAUGUUGCUGGCCUCAAACUUUGUUUUAAACAAAUGCUCUGAAGUUGAUUGUUUCACCUUGUAUCCUUGGAUACACCAAUGGACAAACAACAAAAUGUCAGCUGAUCAGAUCCAGCCAAUCAAGUUUCCAGAUGUUAACCCUAGUGACCUUCCACCUACCUCUGAUUUUUCCAUGGCAGCAGGAGAUUUUCUAGAGGUGUACCAAACUCCCGAUGCAUAUGACUGUGUGGCCACAGUAUUCUUUCUUGACACAGCACAUAAUGUUAUAGCUUACAUAGAGACAAUAUAUGAUAUACUCAAACCUGGAGGUUACUGGGUCAAUCUAGGUCCCUUGCUUUAUCACUAUGCUGAUAUUGAAAAUGAGACUUCCAUUGAACUGAGCUAUGAGGAAGUGAAGAAAGUUAUCAAAAAGAUUGGAUUUGUUAUUCAGAAAGAAGAAACGGACAUCUCCACAACAUACACACAGAACCCUGCCUCAAUGCUUCAGUACAGAUAUAGCAGUGUCAUGUUUGUUUGUCAAAAACCAAAGGAACCAAAAACUGCCUGACAUUCCAUCUCCUUUAGUAUUAGCCAUGGUUACAAACAAACAUCUCCAUGGUUACAGCAAGCUAUCUCCAUGGAUACACACUUCUCCAUGUUGACUAUCUCCAUAGUUAUAAAUAGAAUUUUCCAUAGUAACAGCAACCUAUCUCCAUGGUAACAAACAGAUACCCCCAUGAUUACAGAAAGAUAUUUCCAUGGUUAUAGACCUAUGGCAUUGUGGGAUUUCAUUUGACUUUGGAGUGUCUUUGAAUUGCAGUCAAAAGUAUUAACUGGAGUGAAAGGGAGAGAAUUCUGUAAUGUCAACAUUGUUGCUUUUUGUGUAAAAAAAUGUUUUGUAGAUGAAGCUAGGAUAUAUUAAUACUUCCUAAGUAGAUAGCUAGAGUUUUCCUUGAACAGGGAAGAAAACUUGAGAAAAGGCAUUCUUUAGAACCAAUAUUUUUAAAUAAAUCCCUUACAUGA
Messenger RNA from Saccostrea cuccullata (small rock oyster), 1597 nucleotides. RefSeq names its product carnosine N-methyltransferase-like. Bases 27 to 1142 code for a protein of 371 amino acids. Gene Ontology annotation, molecular function: carnosine N-methyltransferase activity. The record is from RefSeq and is a predicted model, not a curated record. The transcript has 8 exons. Gene Ontology annotation, biological process: carnosine metabolic process. NCBI's taxonomy places the organism in Eukaryota, Metazoa, Mollusca, Bivalvia, Ostreida, Ostreidae. Gene Ontology annotation, cellular component: nucleus; cytosol.